Gadus chalcogrammus (walleye pollock) is the source of this 2667-nucleotide messenger RNA. Its product is annotated as LHFPL tetraspan subfamily member 6 protein. Gene Ontology annotation, cellular component: membrane. The record is from RefSeq and is a predicted model, not a curated record. The transcript has 3 exons. Lineage: Eukaryota; Metazoa; Chordata; Actinopteri; Gadiformes; Gadidae. Bases 68 to 670 code for a protein of 200 amino acids.
GAAGACUCCACCCGGACCCGGCCGAGCCUUUCCCCCCGUCGAUUCUUCAUCUCUUUUUGUCGCCGCCAUGGCGUCCAGUCUCACCUGCACAGGUGCGAUCUGGGCCCUGCUGUCCAUGCUGUGCGCGGGGGCCUCCUGCGUGGGCUUCUUCAUGCCCUACUGGCUGCUGGGCACGCAGAUGGACAAGCCCGUGUCCUUCGGCACCUUCCGCCGCUGCUCGUACCCGGUGCGCGACGAGGAGCGGCAGGCCACGGUCAUGCUGGAGCAGUGCGGACGCUACGCGUCCUUCCAGGGCAUCCCCAGCCUGGAGUGGAGGAUCUGCACGGUGGUGACGGGCGUGGGCUGCGGCCUGCUGCUCCUGGUGGCGCUCACCGCCCUGAUGGGAUGCUGUGUGUCCGACCUCAUCUCCCGCACCAUCGGACGCGUGGCCGGCGGGAUACAGUUCGUAGGCGGGCUGCUGAUCGGCUCGGGUUGUGCCCUCUACCCCCUGGGCUGGGACAGUGAGGAGGUUCGACAGACCUGCAACAACAGCUCGGACCAGUUCCAACUGGGGUCGUGUCAGAUCGGCUGGGCGUACUACUGCACCGGGGCUGGGGCGGCCGUGGCCAUGCUGCUCUGCACCUGGCUGGCCUGCUUCGCCGGGAAGAAGCAGAAGCAGUACCCGUACUAGAGAGGCGGUCCCGGGUCCAGAACGACGGACCCAAACGCUUCCAGAUUGGAGAGAGAGAGAGAGAGAGAGAGAGCGAGAGAGAUCUCGGCUUCCUAGGACCCCGUAACAGAACCGUAUAGCACAGCGAGGCCCCCCCCCCCGCAGCACAGAACCCACCGGAACCCCAGGCGCCAUGGCAACACCGUUACCCCUGGCAACAGCCGGGACAACCCCUGGAUACGGUUCCCUUGACAACCCUGGAACUCUUUCACAGUGUAGCCCAAGUUAACGGUAAUACUCUGCAUCCCUGAAAACCACUUGGACAACCCCUUAUCACCGUUUCUGGGGGAACAGCGGGACUGUGUCACGGUGCAGUGUACUGUAAAUACACUCAGUUACCCUGGCAACUACUGGGACCACCCCUUGAUAACGUAUCCCUGGCAACCCCAGGGACUGUUUAACAGCGUAUCAUAAAUACACAAUCCACAUCUUUUCCCUGGCUGUACCCUGACACCGUUCCCGUGACAACCCCAUGGUACCGUUUCAUAGUGUAGCGUAAAUACACUAGCUUUACAAAACAGGUACGACUCCUGAGGUUUCUUUUUCUAAAGAAAAACAGAAUAAAAUAGACGGACCAAUCCUCUUUGUAUAAUGGCUAUGUAACUCUUUCUGUUUUUUCGAAGAGGGAAUGAUCUUUUAGUGUCGGAGCUGUUGUGGAUGUCGUGAUGUUGUACCCGCCCUGUGACAAAGCGAGUGCCUGCGUGGCUUCAGAGUCUAUGUGUUUCUGCAUUCUCCCCAUCGGCUCAGCUUUGCCUUAACUACAGACUGAAAAACGCAAUAAAUCUCACUGAUAAUCCACCCAGCACACAGCCUGCAUCUUAAACAAAGCCAUUUGGGAUUAUAUACAAAAAAACUGAUUAUAGUUUUAUUUAACUUUACGUUUACUCUCAAGAUGUGAGUUGUGUCUGAUAUUGUAUUUUAUCCUAUUAGCACAUGUUUUGUAUUCACACACUAUACUUUGACAUUGUUUUUUUGUUUUUGUAAAUAAAUGUUUAUGGGAAUACUGUCUUGCAGAGUUGUUCUUUCAGUGGGAAUGCAAAGGAGCUCUGGGACCGACAUUCCUUCGAAGGGAUCGUUCCCGUGACCUCUUGACCCCAGGGUGGGGUGGUGUGUACAUGCAGGAGCUCCUCCUUCUCCUCCAAUAUCUUCUCAAUGCCUAUGGUCACGUUGAUAUGUGUGUUACAUUGUCACUACGCAUUAUGGAACCAUUACAUAUUGAUUUAUGUGGGUUUGAUAUCAGUUUAGGCUACACAUUUUGUCAUAGGGGAUAGCAUAUCCCUCCUUCCUAGUACUCUCAGUACCCCAUGCACACCUUGAUCAUUAUAAAACCACGUUUUAUAAUUGUCACAGUUUUCGAAUGAGAGAUGAAAGCUGUCUUUUAAAAUGUACUAAUUCCACUGUCAGGCAAUACAUGCUGCAACUGGGUUCAAUUGUAGCCAAUAUGCGUUCAAAAUAUAAUUAGAAAAUUAGAGAACUGACCGUUGACAGAUAUAGAGAGACCGACGGAUGGAUGAAUACUUUAUAUAUUCUGUAUCCAGAGGCUUCGGUCCUAUCUAAUGAAAAAGCUUAUUUUCAGUAAAUGAUUAUGGUUAACUGCCAAAAGGUGCAGGAAAUGAAGCACACAUACACAUGAUUUAUUAAUUAAAGAACUGCAUGUAAUGGGUGAAAGUAUCCACCACUAUUGGUUCUACUGCUUACCAGUGAUUCAUGGAAACCACUUGACUGACCAGCACUCAUCAACAGAACAUCAGAUGAAGAGUCUGAUGCUCUACCAUCUGAACUAUCCAGGCGCUGGCAUGACUUAAAAUAAAAGAUUGUUAAACACAGAUCAUACUAUAUUACAGUGAGAUUGAACUUAAUACAUUUUCAUUAUUGUCAUGGGGAUAAGUUCAACUGUAGUAUCAACAAUGAAAGAAAAAAUUCACAAGAGUAGUGACUGAAGUUCCCCGCCCUAAAGG